Molecule: messenger RNA, 1635 nt
Organism: Knipowitschia caucasica
Lineage: Eukaryota; Metazoa; Chordata; Actinopteri; Gobiiformes; Gobiidae
Source: the annotation of a GenBank genome assembly
AUGAAUGUCUACCUAAGCAGACGCGAGCCUCCAGCUGAAGUCCACAACCUCUGUAGGGACCUUCAGGAUGGGAGACUCCUCAUGAUGCUACUUGAGGAGCUGACUGGCUGCAAACUGCUUUACAGGUUCAGACCGGCCUCUCAUCGCAUUUUCAGACUCAACAACAUUUCCAAGGCCAUAGCUUUCCUCGAUGACCGACACGUGAAGCUGCUGGGCAUCGACGCUUCCGCUGUGGCCGAUGGAGUGGUCUCAGUCGUGUUGCAUCUCAUCUGGAACAUCAUCCUCCAUUUCCAGGUGAAGGAGAUGACCGGAGGACUACGCAGGCGCUUGUCCUCCAGUCUGACCUCUCUAACACCGGACAAUGAGCUGACCGAGUCUUUACCAAACACAAACAAAGCCAACUGCCACAAGUACCACGGCAAAACCAUCAGGAGCCUGCUGCAGUGGGUCCAGAGAUGCACGGCCAAGUUUGGAGUCGAAGUUUUUGACUUUGGACGCAGCUGGAGGAGUGGCCUGGCCUUCUUAGCUUUGAUAAAGUCCUUAAACCCAGACUCGGUGGACUUGAGACGAUGCCUCACUAAAGAGCCAGAGGAAAACCUGGAGCAGGCCUUCAGGAUAGCCCAGCAGAGCCUGGACAUACCCCCUCUGCUGGAGCCUAAAGACGUGACCUGCAGCUAUCCAGAUGAGAAGUCCAUCAUUACAUAUGUUUCUCUGUUUUUGAGGCACUGUCCAGACAUGGUUGUGGUGAGAAAAUACUUGGAUUUAUCAGCUGCAGCCAGUUCUCCACAGAUCUCCAAGUUCAGAUCUUUGGAAACUCUGGCGGACACAGAAGAGGCCCAGCCUGUGUUCAGCCGUCUGGAGACCAGCCACGAGCUGCUACUGUGGAAGCGCUGGGCCAGACACUCUUCCAACAAUUGCAAAUCUUCAAGUGGCCAGCAACCUCCCAGCCCCUUGGACGCCACCGUGGCCAAUCCAGAGAUCUGCUCAUGGCUCAACAGAUCACAGGACCGGGGCUACACUCAAACCAAAGCUAAUGAAAUUCGCUUUUCUCUGAGUUCUGAGGAAGGGAUUUACAGUUUGAACCGUCUUGAUUCAGACGAGGAGGAUGCGUACAGCUACAUUUUGGAUUUGAAUGAAGAUGUGUCGAAAAUCCAGGCUCAAAGAAAGGUGCCACGAGUAAAGGAGGAAUGUGAAGAAUCCAGUCCAAUCAGUGAUAAGCAACGAGGGGGGUUCUUUGCUAAUGCCAGAGCCAAUAACACAAGUGGUAACUACGAAUUGAGACAAGAAGUGAUUGGGACUGAUAUUGAAAGUAAAAGACAUGGCAGCAAUGGUGGAAUGAACGUUCCAAGGACCACCGAGCUCCAAGCAAGCGCUAUGACACUAAAAAGGAAGCUGGCGGCAACGUCCAAUGAACCGAACGGGAUUGAGCUCCACAUCCUCCUCUUUCUUUGGAUGCUGCUUUACUGCUAUUUUAUUGGACAUGAAACACUUGCUCUCUGCACAGCUGUAUAUAACCUGAACAUUUGGGCUACAUUUGGCUGCAGCAAAGAGGACACUGAAGGCUGCUACAAUGCGUGCUACUCUUGCUCUUGCGCUGUUCGCGGCUGUGGCCUGGGCACACCCCCAUGCUCAUGA